UCCGUUGCCGUGCCGUUGGUCCUGUGUGAGAGAGAAAGAGAGAGAGAGAGAGAUGGCACGCAGCGUGCCGGAGUGGAUGAUGGGCAGCUCGCUAUGGUCCUCCCUGGACGAUCGCCGUCAGUCUACGCGGCCUCCCGCCCCCGCCAAGCAGCCCAACGCUGGAGAAUCCCCUACCUCGCCUCCCUCCAACCCUAAUCCGGUUCGCCCUGUUCCGCCUACCAGGGCAGCAGAGGUGGCGGAACUGCCACCGCCACCGCCGAUGCCAAGUCCCCUUCCUCCGCCUGCUGCUCCUACUCCUUCUCAUUCUCCUUCUAUUCCUCCUUCCGCCUUUCUUCCUUCGCCUGCUCGUCCUUCCCAGCCCGAUCGACCACCUGACGUGCAGGAUCCUGCGUCCUCCUCACCCGACGACGCACCUCGCAGAGCUCGAUUUCUCGCCGAGUUGUCCAAGAGGGUUAUCGAUUUGACGGAGUUGAGGAAGCUGGCGGCACAGGGGGUGCCUGAUUCUUCCGGGAUUCGGUCAAUUGUGUGGAAGGUUCUUUUGGGGUAUUUGCCGUGCAAUCGAGAAAUUUGGCCAGAUGAAAUGAGGAAAAAAAGGGUUCAGUACGAGGCCUUUAAGGAGGAGCUACUGAUUAAUCCUUCAGAACUUGCUAGAAGAUUAGAACUAUCCUCUGGCACCGAAAAUGACAAUGCAAAGGGUGAAGGAAGGGGACUGCUGCAUAGGUCGGAGAUCACUCAUGACGAACACCCUUUAAGUCUUGGAAAAACUAGCGUAUGGAACAAGUACUUUCAGGACACAGAAAUCAUAGAGCAAAUUGAUCGAGAUGUUAUGCGUACUCAUCCUGGCAUGCAUUUCUUUUCUGGCGAUUCACCUUCAGCAAAGUCAAAUCAGGAAGCAUUGAAACGCAUCUUAGUGGUGUUUGCAAAGCUGAACCCCGGUAUAAGAUAUGUGCAAGGGAUGAAUGAAGUCCUAGCCCCUAUAUUCUACGUGUUCAGGAAUGAUCCUGAUGAAGAAAAUGCGGCACAAGCAGAGCCAGAUUCUUUCUUCUGCUUUGUUGAGUUGCUAAGUGGAUUCAGAGAUCAUUUCUGUCAACAACUUGACAACAGUGUUGUGGGAAUCCGUUCCACAAUGACAAGAUUAACUCAAAUUUUGAGGCAGCAUGAUGAAGAGCUAUGGCGCCAUUUAGAGAUCACAACCAAAGUAAAUCCUCAAUUCUAUGCGUUUAGGUGGAUAACACUGCUCUUGACUCAGGAGUUCAAUUUUGCUGAUUGCUUGCAAAUAUGGGACACGCUUCUUUGUGAUCCAGAUGGUCCUUUGGAAUCCCUGCUCAGAAUUUGCUGUGCAAUGCUGAUUCUCAUUCGUAGGCGCCUCUUAGCUGGUGAUUUUACAUCUAAUCUUAAACUGCUUCAGCAUUAUCCAUCAACAAACAUUAGUCAUCUUCUGUAUGUUGCUGAUAAAUUGCGGGGACGGUCCAUUCAGUAGUUCUUCAGUCUAUGUUCAUCUGUAGAUACUUUGUGAGAUAUGUACAUUUCCAAUGUCUUGCUUGAAGCGUGGUCUAGAUAUUCUGCAUAUAAAACCUGACUCGGAUAGCAGUCCCACCAGCGAUCUUAGUGGACAUCAUCUCAGCUAUUUGGGGAUCAGAUUUAUGCCUUUGUUGCUGCCAAAAUUCUUAGACGCUCCAGACAAUGUACCUACGAUGCUACCUAAGCAAUUCCAGAAGAUGAUAGUGAUAGGACAAUGACUGUUUUCAACAUAUAAUCUGAUUGAUUGCCGUCCACUAGUGAUGAUGGUAGUUUUGUUAUUAAGUUUGUUGCUUGUGUGAAAUUUUUUAUUUGGAGUCAGCAUGCUGAUGCAUCUCCAAAGGUAACUGGCCCAGUGUACACCUAUCUGAAUCAGAUCAAUGUUUUCUUGUCCUUGCUAUC
Molecule: messenger RNA, 1920 nt
Organism: Nymphaea colorata (pocket water lily)
Lineage: Eukaryota; Viridiplantae; Streptophyta; Magnoliopsida; Nymphaeales; Nymphaeaceae
Exons: 9
Coding region: 53-1480 (475 amino acids)
Biological process (GO): activation of GTPase activity; intracellular protein transport
Molecular function (GO): GTPase activator activity
Source: RefSeq, a predicted model, not a curated record